Rubroshorea leprosula is the source of this 1400-nucleotide messenger RNA. The record is from the annotation of a GenBank genome assembly. Lineage: Eukaryota; Viridiplantae; Streptophyta; Magnoliopsida; Malvales; Dipterocarpaceae.
AUGGCGUUUCUGAUUCAAGACUUUGGAAAACCGAUGUGCUCAUAAUACAAUCUUUCCUGCAUUAGUUUCAUCAUCCGUACCAACUCUUAAUUGUGCAGGCUAUCACCAAACUGUAUGACACAGUUUACUUUCCUUGCUAACCUUUAGAAUCACAAUGUGUUUCAUAACUAGGUUGAAGUGCCAAAGAAAAAGCGUGCCACAUCCCUAUAUGUGAAAGCUACAGACACUGGAAUUGAUCCUAAAGAGGCUGCUAAGAGGCUAAACAUUGAUUGGUAUUCUGCAGCUGAAAUUGAAGAAGCUGAAGUCAAUGAUGAAACAGAAGUUCCCCCUUCUGUGGGUUAUGAAGCACUAUACUUGGUCACAGCUUUUCCUGUUAUUAUUGGUAUAUCCAUAGUCUUAACUUUAUUUUAUAAUUCUCUCCAAUAGAGAUUUUUCUUUCCGGCUGGAUUUCAGUGUAUAAUCUUCACCUAAGAGUCAAUUGCACGAGUUUGUAAAUUAGUGUCAUGAAUGGAAGAUUGUUACUCUGCCAAAUAUGUCUAAUCUAAACUACUUAAAAAUGUCAUUUAUGCUUACAAUCUAUUCUAAUCCUAUGUUCAGAUUUUCUAUCUGCAAUCUGAAUUAUUAAAUUAUGCAUCACCUUCAGAAGUGCUGCUGUGUAUGAAUUUUAUAGUUUUUCAGAUUCAAGCACUCGCCUUCUUUCACAUGUUGAGGUUUUGCCACUGAUUAUUCUCAUUAACAUAAGAAGCAACUUUCAAAACUCAGUUCUGACAUCUCAUCAAAAUUUUGUUAUUAUUUUAUUAAAGGUCAAUGCCAAUAUUUGUUAUCAAUUUGUUUAUUUUGUUCUGCGGAGCAAACUGCAAAGAAAGGCAACAUGCAAAUCACUACUAAGUUUGUGGUCAAGAAGGAGCAAGCGCAUCACCAGAUGAAUUUGAUAUUUUUUUGGUUGGAUAAAACAUGUGCCAUUGAAUUUGAAAAGAGGGAACAUGGGUGGUUCUCCUGAUAGCGGUGAUUGGGUGAAGGUAACAUGAAUGAUGUUGAAAAUGAAUUCGAUUGCAAUGUGCUUUGCUUUUUCUUACUAGGUUCCAGCAAGCCAAAGGCCAUGAGAGCGCAAUAAAGGGAGAAACAAUGAUGGAAAAUGCAAUUUUCCUGGAAAAGUUUGAAUCUGGAUCCCCGCCAUCAUCGGCCAUAAGACAAUAACAAACAAUCUGGAUUCAACAGUGAGAUUGGACCCAUGAAGAAUGACUCAAAAGAUCUUUAGGGGCUUAUGUAGGUGUUUUUGAUAGAAUAGGGGCUUGUGUUAGUUGCAUGACAAAGGUGAAAUUUUAAUAGGAAAAAGUGUUGCGUAAUUUAAGUGUACUGAAAUUGCAUAACACAACGAGAAUUAAAUUCUUUGAUAUUGA